CACUUAGAAAAAACAUACGGACCUCAACAGGCAGCAGUGGUGGACAGUGUCAGGCAGCAGGACGAACUCAUCGCAAAGAUUACGUGUGCUAACGACGAGUUCGUACAAUCGAAGACCGGCGCUACUUUAGACCUUAGAUCUGAAAUGAUGAGCGAACUGGCCCAGGGUUAUGAUGCUUUCAUCGAGUUGAUGAGCAAUUUAGCUGAGGGUACCAAAUUCUACAACAACUUGACCAAGAUUCUCACUACUUAUCAGAGUAAUGUCAACGACUUUAUUUUGGCUAGAAACACCGAAAAAGAGGAUCUUAUGAAGAGCUUACAAGGAAGUCUGGCUAACAAAGCUCCACCGACCAGACCAGAUCCUCCUCAAUUCCACCAACAAGCUGCCCAAUCUUCGGCGGCAGCAGCCCCUCCUGCAGCUGCAGCCCCCUCAUCUCCGGUGUACUCUACACCCGCUCCUAGGCCAACUCCUGCUGCACCAGCCCCGCUCCCCCAAGCCACUGCCUCCCCAAUGGGGCAAGCACCCGCCCCCCAAGCACCACCCCUCGCUGCUCAGGGCGCACCCCAACAGUACAACUACGGUGGUACACUGCCAAGCGGAGGUGUAGGUUACCAGCCGUCGUACAACAUGCCGUACGGUAUGCCAGCAUACUGUGGUUACUACACUUACCCUGGACCUGCUGCUGCUGCUUACGGAAACUAUCCUCCCGCUGCUCAGUACCCACCUGGGCAAUACCCACCAGGGCAAAACACCCGGCCACAAUACCCACCAGGUCAAAACGCCGGAGCCCAGUACCCACCCGGGCAAUACCCGCCCAGCCAAUACCCUCCCGGGCAGUAUCCGCCUUACACUGGCCCCAAAUGGGAACUCGUGCAUGACUCUAUUCGUUUAACCAGAAUCCUUCGGGACUUGUGUUCCCUCUUGAUCACCAUGUUGGUAGAGUAGUGACUAGUGAACUGCUGAUUUUUAUUUUGAUACGCGUGCACACUGCAUAAUGCCUUU
Bolinopsis microptera is the source of this 1002-nucleotide messenger RNA. Its product is annotated as programmed cell death 6-interacting protein-like. NCBI's taxonomy places the organism in Eukaryota, Metazoa, Ctenophora, Tentaculata, Lobata, Bolinopsidae. Gene Ontology annotation, biological process: multivesicular body sorting pathway; mitotic cytokinesis. The record is from RefSeq and is a predicted model, not a curated record. The transcript has 6 exons. Gene Ontology annotation, molecular function: protein binding. Gene Ontology annotation, cellular component: endosome. Bases 145 to 945 code for a protein of 266 amino acids.